Salvia hispanica is the source of this 795-nucleotide messenger RNA. RefSeq lists its product as uncharacterized. Lineage: Eukaryota; Viridiplantae; Streptophyta; Magnoliopsida; Lamiales; Lamiaceae. The record is from RefSeq and is a predicted model, not a curated record.
AAUCCAGCAAAACCGUUGAAAGAUAGUGGACACCCAAACCUCACACUUUCUCAGAGUUGGGAAACACCGAGGCUUGCCCCUGCCCUCUUCCCCAACUAUCUGUAUGAUAUAGAGAGAGAGAGCGGGAGGGAAAGAGGUAGAUAUUCGUGCUUACCCUAACACCAAAAAUCAAUUUGACUAAUUGUCCCCCUCCUCUCUUAUUUUUCCUUAUACGGUUUUCACAAUAACCUUCAAUUGUGGUGAGAUAACUUCUGUGACGGGGCAGCAUGGGUUGCGCUGGAUCGCGUGAUAAAUUAGAUGAAACUUCGAAGAAGAUACGGAAACCAAAGGCAUGGAAGCACUCAGAAGCCAUAACCAGAGAACAGCUAACGAAGAUGCGUGAGGAGUUCUGGGACACUGCUCCGCACUAUGGUGGUAGGAAAGAGAUCUGGGAUGCUCUCCGGGCUGCGGCUGAAGCUGAUUUGACUCUUGCCCAAACAAUUGUGGAUAGUGUUGGCAUUAUUAUUCAAAAUCCCGACUUAACAAUCUGCUACGAUGAAAGAGGUGCAAAAUACGAGUUGCCCAAAUAUGUUGUGAGCGAGCCUACAAAUCUGAUUCGUGACAGUCGAAAAGAUACCAGUAAUACGUAAAUUGGCCUCGUUGUGAUUCUUGUUUCUAAAUGCAUCAUCCCACUUAAAUUCCUUCUCAAUUGCAAAUUUUCAAUGUACUGAAUAUCUAGUAUGAAGCUCUUGGCAUUAUACAAUUUUGCUUUGGAUGAUUGAACCACAACCACCUAAUGUUCUCUCUUUUGGCUUA